Molecule: messenger RNA, 1163 nt
Organism: Phanerochaete carnosa HHB-10118-sp
Lineage: Eukaryota; Fungi; Basidiomycota; Agaricomycetes; Polyporales; Phanerochaetaceae
Exons: 10
Coding region: 24-1097 (357 amino acids)
Biological process (GO): gluconeogenesis; glycolytic process
Cellular component (GO): cytosol
Molecular function (GO): fructose-bisphosphate aldolase activity; zinc ion binding
Source: RefSeq, a predicted model, not a curated record
CUCAGCUCUGCCGACUAUUUACAAUGGGUGUCCUUGAAAUUGUCCCAGCCGGUGUUCUUACUGGCGACAAUGUGCGCAAGCUCUUUGAAUACGCGAAGGAGAACCAGUUUGCUAUUCCUGCCAUCAACGUGACCUCCUCCUCCACCGCCAACGCUGUCCUUGAGGCUGCCCGGGAUAUCAAAGCCCCGAUCAUCAUUCAGGUCUCCCAAGGUGGCAGCGCGUACUUUGCUGGUAAGGGUCUUGCGAACGACAAGCAACAGGCCUCCAUCCUCGGUGCCAUCGCUGCCGCUCACCAUGUCCGCACUGUCGCGAAGGAGUACGGUGUCCCCGUGGUUUUGCACUCCGAUCACUGCGCGAAAAAGCUUUUGCCAUGGUUCGACGGCAUGCUUAAGGCGGACGAAGAGUACUUCGCCCACCAUGGCGAACCUCUCUUCUCGUCACACAUGCUCGACCUCUCCGAGGAGUCAAAGGAGGAGAACAUCGCUAUUUGUGUGCAGUACUUCGAACGCAUGGCCAAGCUCGGCCUUUGGCUUGAGAUGGAGAUUGGUAUCACCGGCGGCGAGGAAGACGGCGUGGACAACACUGAAGUCGACAACGCCAAGCUGUAUACCCAGCCUGAGGAUAUCUGGGACGUCAACUUGGCUCUCUCUAAGAUCUCCCCUAAUUUCUCCAUCGCGGCUGCGUUUGGUAACGUUCACGGUGUCUACAAACCUGGUAACGUCAAGCUUCACCCCGAGCUCCUUCAGAAGCAUCAAGUCUACGCUGAGGGGAAGCUCGGCGGCAGCAAGAAGCCUCUCUUCUUGGUUUUCCACGGCGGUUCCGGCUCGACCAAGGAGGAGAUCAAGACCGGCGUUGAGAACGGUGUCGUCAAGAUGAACGUCGACACUGACACUCAGUUCGCUUAUCUCGCCGGUAUUCGGGACUUUGUUACCUCGAAGAUUGGCUACCUCAAGACCCAGGUCGGUAACCCUGAGGGGGCGGACAAGCCCAACAAGAAAUACUACGACCCCCGUAUCUGGGUCCGUGAGGGUGAGAAGACCCUCGUUGUCCGUGUCAAGGAAGCCUGCACCGAUCUCGGUAACAUCAAUCGUCUGUAAUUGUGUAAGGAAGGUCAAGGAUAGCACAGUGUAAUACGUUACAAAAUGAAUACUGUAUAACAUUUC